UGUCGUAUUUUUGUAUAACACGAAAAGGUCCUUGAUAAGGUGGUACCAGUGGUCUUCUAACUGCGUCAACACGUAGAAAUAUGUGACUGCAAGUAUUCAAUUCUGGUGAUAAGAAUGUCUUUCUAUUUUUAGGUGUUCUUGGUGUGAUUGGUUUCAACUUAUUGAUGAAAUUGCUCAAGCGUUUCAUAAACGCCUGAGGGUUAGUGUUGAUACCCGGUUGGUUAGUCGAGAAAAAUUCUCCAGGCAAUUUCAAUGAUGUUCCAUAAAGUAGUUCGGCGCUACUGUAUCCAAUAAGUCCUGUUUAAUUGCAGUUCGCAUGCCAAGUGGAACUAAACCCAAGUUUUGCUACCAAUCUGCAGUAUUCCGGCAGUGAGUCAUCAGAGAUGCUUUUAAUUGUCGUAUUUGUCUUUCAACAGCUGCGUUUGAGGCUGCGUGAUAGCUAGUUGUUGAAAUGUGUUGAGAACCGAGAAAUUGCAUUGCUUCUUGCCAUAGAACACUUUGAAAACAACCUCCACGGUCACUGGUGAUGAUUGCAGCAAAGCGGAACGGCGCUAAAUACUACGAAAGGUUUGCAUUGGCCGUUCAGUGUACGCAAAGAUAGAUUGUCAAGCUAUGUGGUAAUUUGGCAAAGGCAAUUGAUAUGGAAAUACAGGUUGUUGAUUUUGAAGAUUGUUUUAGAAAAGGUGAAAAUGAAAGUGGCGAUACGGCUCUGACUGAGGCUGGGACGAAGUUAUGUGAAACAUUCUCCAAAGAUGGUUUUGCAUACAUCACUACCAGCGUGAUAACGAGAGAGGAAGUUUUGGAAGUUGACACUUUAUCCCAGAAAUUUUUCUCACUGCCGACAGAAAAGAAGAAGACUUUCAACAACGGACGCACUGGAUUAACCUACGUUCCAAUUGGAACGAGGAAAUCUCAUUCGAAAAGUGUGAAGAAACCAGAUUAUGUAGAAGGUCUGCAGCUUCCAUAUUUCAUCGAAGCCGAGUAUUGGCCUGAUUUACCUGGAUUCCGAGAAAAAAUACAGAAGUUUGAAGAAAAAUGUAAAGUUAUUGGAUUACAAGUUUUCAAGUCACUGGGCCUCGCUAUGAAGUUAAAGGAUAAAGAUAAAUUCCUCAAAUCUCAUCUUUCGGUUAAUUGUGAAAAGAAUCCGUCUAUACUGAAACUUCUCCAUUAUCCUCCUGUGAAUGAUGACGUCAUAUCGGAAGGAGUUCAAAUUAGGUUUCCUGAGCAUACUGAUUUUGGAUCUUUGACGUUUUUAUUCGGCGAUGAUUUGAGCGGACUGCAGAUAAAGAAUUCCGAGGGAGAGUACAAAAAUAUAUCUGAAGUUCCGAAUUCGAUUCUUGUCAACGUUGGUGAUGAACUGCAAUAUUGGACAGGUGGACGACUUAAAUCAACGAUGCAUCGUGUCGUUCGUUAUUCCUGAGGACAGAGAUAAAAGGUUACAAUCCAGAAGAUCGCUGGCCUUUUUCUUUCAAAUAGACAAAGAAGUCAUGUUGGAUAAAUUAGAAUUUGAAGACGGCAGCAUAUCAAUCACCGAUGUACCAAUGUCUUCAGACGAAUUUGUUGCAAAGCGCUUUAAAGAAACUUAUUAUUGACUCAAUCUGUAGAUUUAAUGAUUUAUUACGCAAUUGCUUGUUACUAUUAUAAAUGAUUGAUAAAACGUGUGUAAAAUGAGUGAUAAAAAUGCUUUACAUCAUGCUAUUUUGAUUGUUACACUCAAACGCCUCGAUUCAACAUCUUGUACAAUUUAUUACUGUUGUUUUGACUAAUUUAAAAAUAAGCGCUUAUAAUCUAAAUACAACAUCGAAACUAUCGUAGAAUUCCAAUGUUUAGCUAAAACACAGUCUUACUAUUUAAAGUAAAUCUAAUUAAAGACUAAUGCUUUCUGCCUUCAGAGGUAGAAUUGUAAACAAUUCUGUUCAUAAACUGCAACUAUUUUUCAAUUGUAUACCUGUAGUGUACAACAGUCCGAUUUUUGGACCUGUGAUCGAGAAUCUUUGCAGGCCCCUAAGAACCUCUCAAACCGACGGUACCAACCAUAUUGUAAGCAUAUCUGAAUUAGAAAACCGAUACAACAAGAUGGAAAAAUAUGAAGUGUCACCCACAAGAACCUUAACCAAGCAUAAUUUAAAGUUUGGCAACCUGUUUUCAGAAUAUAAAAGCUCUUUGUCUUCGGCUUCUUAUCAUUGGGCGUCAAUAUGUUUUGUAUAAUAUUGUAAAGAAUAAUGCUGGGGAAGCAGUAAAUUAUUGAUUUUCAAUGGUGUGUAGGAAAAGUAUGCGAACAAUUUCCGAUAUUGCUCGCUAGUAUGUGCAAUAUGCAACAUCUGCCCAUCCCUAGCCUAUAUUACCCCAUAUGCCACUCAGAAAGCAUAAAGAGAGGUAUGUAUAAAUAAAUAUGACUGGUUUAAA
Messenger RNA from Styela clava, 2406 nucleotides. Lineage: Eukaryota; Metazoa; Chordata; Ascidiacea; Stolidobranchia; Styelidae. The record is from RefSeq and is a predicted model, not a curated record.